CCCAAGCCCGAGAACGCCAUCACCAUCGCGGUGUCCUCGCGCGCGCUGUUCCGCAUGGAGGAGGAGCAGAAGAUUUACAACGAGCAGGGGGUGGAGGCCUAUGUGAAAUACCAGCUGGACCACGAGAACGAGCCCUUCCUCCCCGGGGCUGCCUUCCCCUUCGUCAAGGCGCUGGAGGCGGUGAACAUGAAGCUGCGUGAGCUCUACCCCGACAGCGAGGAGCUCUUUGACAUCGUCCUCAUGACCAACAACCAUGCCCAGGUUGGGGUUCGCUUGAUCAACAGCAUCAACCACUACGAUCUGUUCAUCGAGAGGUUCUGCAUGACGGGAGGGAACAGCCCCAUCUGUUACCUCAAGGCCUAUCACACCAACCUCUACCUCUCCUCCGACGCCGAGAAAGUGAGUGGGGCCAUUGAAGAGGGGAUCGCUGCAGCCACCAUCUUCAGCCCCAGCAAAGACCUGGAAGUGUCGGAGAACCAGCUGCGGGUGGCAUUCGAUGGUGAUGCUGUGCUCUUCUCUGACGAGUCGGAGCAGAUUGUGAAGGCUCAUGGCUUGGACAUGUUUUUUGAGCAUGAAAAGGCUCACGAGAACAAGCCUCUGGCACAGGGACCCCUGAAAGGCUUCCUGGAGGCCCUGGGGAAGCUGCAGAAGAAGUUCUAUUCCAAGGGGCUGAGGAUGGAAUGUCCCAUUCGCACCUACCUGGUCACUGCCAGGAGCGCGGCCAGCUCAGGAGCCCGGGCACUAAAGACUCUGCGCAGCUGGGGCCUGGAGACGGAUGAGGCUUUGUUCCUGGCUGGGGCUCCCAAGGGGCCGCUGCUGAAGAAGAUCCGUCCUCACAUCUUCUUUGAUGACCAGAUGUUCCAUGUGGAGGGAGCCAAAGAGAUGGGCACCGUUGCUGCCCAUGUCCCCUAUGGCAUUGCCCAGAAGCACAAGCGGCCGGCGCAGGAGAAGCAAACCCCGAACAGCAAGUAGUGGAGCUGGCUGGUCAGCACAGCUUCACCCGUGCACCACACUCUGACCAGGGCUGGGGUCUCGAGGCACAGAGUGUUUGCCCUGCGAGCACGAGGUUAUUCCCACCGGGAGCCGUGCUGGGGGCAUGGAUGGAGGAAGGGGCUGAUGAAAGGCUUCCUUUUGCCUCUGUAUUAUUGCAAUGUCUUGGCGUUGUCCCUGUUCCCGGGCAGCCCCAUGAGCCAUUUCCCCUUUCCUCUGCACUUGCUUCAGGCAAACCCCCUGGAGGAUGGAUCCCUCCUUUUGUGCACUGUUUAUACCAGGUUUAAUUUAUUGGUGUUUCUUUAAAACCCCAGGUGAUUCCCAAAGCCUUGACUUACAAAGCAAAUGUUCAGGCCGAGCUGUUGAACUGGAAAGUUGGGAGCGCACAAACCCCCUUCUUGCAGCUUUGAAACCAAAUAUUGCCCUUUUUAACUAGAAUUCCACCAUAAUAUUGUUCCUUCACAGGGCCAGCCCCUCCUCCCCAGCCAGAAAAUCUUUCCUGUCUUUUCAGCAAGGUUUUUGUCAGCUGAGCAGCUUUCCUUUCAUG
Nestor notabilis (Kea) is the source of this 1537-nucleotide messenger RNA. It is a transcript of the gene NT5C1A, whose product is annotated as 5'-nucleotidase, cytosolic IA. The transcript is spliced from 5 exons. Gene Ontology annotation, cellular component: cytosol; cytoplasm. Gene Ontology annotation, biological process: adenosine metabolic process; nucleotide metabolic process. The record is from RefSeq and is a predicted model, not a curated record. Gene Ontology annotation, molecular function: magnesium ion binding; 5'-nucleotidase activity; nucleotide binding. NCBI's taxonomy places the organism in Eukaryota, Metazoa, Chordata, Aves, Psittaciformes, Psittacidae. The annotation marks the transcript as partial.